AUGGCUCCUGGAAAAGGCUUUUUUGUGACCAAAUUCAUUCUGCUGGAAUUAACAAACCAGCGAGAUCUUCAACUCCCUCUAUUCUUCCUGUUCCUAGGGAAGUACAUGCUCACUGCGCUGGGAAGUUUGGGAUUGAUAAUCCUAACUGCACUGAAUUCACACCUACACACCCCCAUGUACUUUUUCCUGUUUAACUUGUCUUUCAUAGAUCUCUGUUAUUCUUCUGUGUUUACACCCAAAAUGUUGAUUAACUUCACAUCAAAGAAGAAUAUUAUCUCUUACAUGGGGUGCAUGACUCAGCUCUACUUCUUCUGUUUUUUUGUCAUUUCUGAAAUCUAUGUGCUGACUUCAAUGGCCUAUGAUCACUAUGUGGCCAUCUGUAACCCACUCUUAUAUAACAUUGUCAUGUCCCCUAAAGUGUGUUCCAGCCUUAUGCUUGCUUCCUACUUGAUGGCAUUUUCUGGUGCCAUGGCUCACACUGGAUGCAUGCUCAGGCUGACCUUCUCUGAUGCAAACACCAUCAACCAUUAUUUCUGUGACAUCCACCCUCUGCUCCAGCUCUCCUGCACAAGCACCUUCAUCAAUAAGCUGGUAGUUUUCUUCGUGGCAGGCAUCAAUAUAAUUGUGCCCAGCAUUGCCAUCUUUGUCUCUUAUGGCCUCAUUUUCUCCAACAUCUUUCAUAUCAGCUCCACGGAAGGCAGGUUCAAAGCCCUAAACACCUGCAGUUCUCACAUAAUUUCUGUUUCUCUGUUCUUUGGGUCAAUGUCAUUUAUGUAUCUCAAACCAUCUUCUGCUUGGUCUGUGGAUGAUAGAAGAAUCUCUUCUGUCUUUUACACCAAUGUGGUUACUAUGAUGAACCCCUUAAUCUACAGCUUUAGAAAUAAAGAUGUGAAAACAGCUCUGAGAAAAAGUAUAAAUGGAAUUCAGUUUUGA
Rangifer tarandus platyrhynchus (Svalbard reindeer) is the source of this 933-nucleotide messenger RNA. The record is from the annotation of a GenBank genome assembly. NCBI's taxonomy places the organism in Eukaryota, Metazoa, Chordata, Mammalia, Artiodactyla, Cervidae.